This is a messenger RNA of Rubroshorea leprosula, 420 nucleotides long. The record is from the annotation of a GenBank genome assembly. Lineage: Eukaryota; Viridiplantae; Streptophyta; Magnoliopsida; Malvales; Dipterocarpaceae.
AUAUUUCCAAUGGUAACAUUUUGCUUUACAAUUAAAAAGCGUUUAAUGGUUAAGUGAAAAGGAUGCUGUGUUUGUCAGGUAGUGAGGAGAAGAAGGUGAAUGAGUUUCAAAAGAUUGUUGAAGCAAUUAAAGUAGAAGAAGUAGAAUGCUUGAGGAGGUUCAGUGGGAAAGUGUUCAGAUCCCCAACUUUGCUUGAGGAUAUGGUCAAAUGCAUUCUCCUUUGUAACUACCAAAUCCAUCUGGUGGCUUAUGGCUUUCAAAAUGGACAGCAGGGGAAACAGGAUGAGUGAGCAAGGGAAUCAAUUGGGUUAGCUAGUGUUCAUAAUCAACGAGAAGGCAGAAAGGAGGAGACAAUAGAGAGAGGAAAUCCGGCAACUAAACUUGCUAGAACUUCAGUCAACUCUCACAUGUGAGUUUUGC